AUGAGACGCGAAGGCUGCAGACCAAACGCAUCAACGUACGUCGCGGUGCUGAAAGCUUGCAGCAGCAGUAUUCCUUCCAGUCUAGACCUUGGGAGCGAAGUCAAGGCUCUGAUCUACCGUGGACCCACCCUAGUUGACUUUCACGGCAACGCUGGAGACAUGGUUUCCGCUCUCCAGGUAUUUGACUCGCUAGCGGGAGAUGGUGACGAGGCCUGGAGUGCGCUGAUCGCCGGAUACAGCAGGCAAGGGGACGCAAGCCAAGCGCUGACGCUGUUUCGCGAGAUGGUAAACUCUGGCAUUAAACCGAAUGGUAUCACAGCUCUCGCAGUUCUAACCAUUUGCAGCCAUGCUGGUUUCGUCGAGGCAGGGAAGAAGUUCUUCCACGAAAUGCCAUCCAGAUACGGCCUCAUCCCCGAAGAGGAACACUUCCACUGCGUUGUCGAUCUUCUCAGCAGAGCAAACCAGCGGGAAGAAACUCUCGCGCUGGGUCAAGGUAUGACGAAGCGCUGGAACUUUGAAGCAAACGAAGUAACUUGGACUACCAUUACAGGCACUCGCGGAGUGGAAUCCAGGAGUAGAGACGCUACGCUUGUCGCAAACCAAGAAUGGCCGUCGUGA
Selaginella moellendorffii is the source of this 618-nucleotide messenger RNA. Its product is annotated as pentatricopeptide repeat-containing protein At5g56310-like. Gene Ontology annotation, molecular function: RNA binding; protein binding. Lineage: Eukaryota; Viridiplantae; Streptophyta; Lycopodiopsida; Selaginellales; Selaginellaceae. Bases 1 to 618 code for a protein of 205 amino acids. The transcript has a single exon. The record is from RefSeq and is a predicted model, not a curated record. Gene Ontology annotation, biological process: RNA modification.